ACGUUUCUUAGAAUAUUUAACUCGUCACGUCUGUGCUGCUCUCCUGGGUUGCUAGAAACAGUUGUGUUGCCCUGGCUUGGCGUAUAAAAUGUGUGCCCCCCCCAAAGCAAUUCAAGGCCCGUCCGUGUCUGGCGCCGGGUCUGGAUAGGUGUCUUCCACCCUGAAACGCCACAUGGUGGCGGUAACGCGUCCAGUAGCCGCAUCUCCAACCGACAGAAAACAUUGGAGAAGAAAAAGCCGUCACUCGCCUGAACAGCUUUAGCCCCUCGAUUUAUACAAAUAAAAGCACGUUAUUGUGUCUGGCUUUGACGAUUUAAAACCUUGUUCUGCUUUAAAACCCUGAGGUAGUCAUCGACUUACGACUGCGUUUGGUUACAAUUGACCGGUCGUAAACCAGUCUGGUCGUAAGUUGGCCUAUGUUAAAUGAACCUGUGUGAGGACAUGAAAACGGAGACAUCCAUACGUGGAGGGAUGUCAGAAGUCUGUGUGAAGAAAGAGGAGACACUGGAGCUGAAAAUCUACAACCAUGGAGACGACCUCGGUAACCCACCUGAAGUUCUCUCCAUUAAAGUGGAAGAUCCUGACAAUAAAGACUACCUCUAUACUCCUGUUCUCAUAGGAGUCCCUGACCGAACCAGACAAACUCUUCCUCCUGGGCUAGAAAUCAAGAAGUCCAGUAUUCCUGAUGCAGGACUGGGAGUGUUUAAUAAGGGGGAGACUGUUCCAGUAGGUACACACUUCGGACCCUACCAGGGAGAGCUGGUAACCAGAGAAGAAGCCAGGAAUAGUGGAUACGCCUCGCUUAUACACAAGAGCAUGCAGUGUGAAGAAUACAUCGAUGCCAAAAGAGAGAUGCAUGUGAAUUGGAUGAGAUAUGUGAAUUGUGCCCGUAAUGAUGAAGAACAGAAUCUUAUGGCAUUUCGCUAUCAAGGGGGAAUUCUGUAUCGUUGCUGUCGGCCCAUUAACCCAGGACAGGAGCUCUUGGUGUGGUUUGAAGAGGAGUAUGCCAAAGAACUCAGUCCUGCACCUACAGGAACAACCAGAGAGCAAGAAAUAAAGAACGUUCUGCUGCAAGUGUUUUCCUGCUCCACAUGUCCUCGUUCCUAUGCAUCUCAAAUUUACCUCGACAAACACGUACAGAGAUGCCAUUAUGAAGAGUAUGUGAGACUGCAGGAAUCAGGAAAGACCAAAUAUGAGCUUCAGAUCCCCUCCAAAUGCUCAAGUAGUCCGCCAACAUCAACUGAUACUCUCAGUUCUGACAUUUCUCACAAUGACAGACAGAAGGGAAUUCACCGCUGCUCAGACUGUGGAAAGAGUUUUGGUCAUCAGAAUGCACUCAAGACACACCAGUGCAGUCACAAAGGAGGAAAGCCAAAUUACUGCUCACAGUGUGGAAAGAGUUUUACUGAACAGAGUGCUCUCCAACGACACCAACACAUUAACACAGGAGAGAAGCCGUAUCACUGCUCACAGUGUGGAAAGAGUUUUACUCAUCGGAGUGUUCUCCAAACACACCAGCUCAUUCACACAGGAGAGAAGCCGUAUCGCUGCUCACAGUGUGGAAAGAGUUUUACUCGUCAGAGUGAUCUCCAAAAACACCAGCGCAUUCACACAGGAGAGAAGCCGUAUCAUUGCUCACAGUGUGGAAAGAAUUUUACUCAACAAAGUAACCUUCAAAUACACCAGCGUAUUCACACAGGAGAGAAACCAUAUCACUGCUCACAGUGUGGGAAGAGUUUUACUCUUCAGAGUCAUCUCCGAAAACACCAGCGCAUUCACACAGGAGAGAAGCCAUAUCACUGCUCACAGUGUGGAAUGAGUUUUACUCAAGAGAGUGCUUGCCAACGACACCAGCGCAUUCACACAGGAGAGAAGCCGUAUCACUGCUCACAGUGUGGAAAGAGUUUUACUCAGCAGGGUAAUCUUCAAAUACACCAGCGCAUUCACACAGGCGAGAAGCCGUAUCACUGCUCACAGUGUGGGAAGAGUUUUACUCAGCAGAGUAAUCUCCAAAUACACCAGCGCCUUCACACAGGAGAGAAGCCGUAUCACUGAUCACAGUCUGGAAAGACGUUUCCUACAUUUUUAAGACCUACAAGUGCACUAAGUCCGAGACAUUGCAUGAUUUAAAGUUGUCAAAUUAAAUAUGCUUAUCACUACA
Messenger RNA from Neoarius graeffei (lesser salmon catfish), 2161 nucleotides. Its product is annotated as histone-lysine N-methyltransferase PRDM9-like. NCBI's taxonomy places the organism in Eukaryota, Metazoa, Chordata, Actinopteri, Siluriformes, Ariidae. Gene Ontology annotation, molecular function: histone methyltransferase activity; protein binding. The record is from RefSeq and is a predicted model, not a curated record. Gene Ontology annotation, cellular component: nucleus. Bases 424 to 2055 code for a protein of 543 amino acids. The transcript is spliced from 7 exons.